Messenger RNA from Bactrocera tryoni, 895 nucleotides. RefSeq names its product pre-mRNA-splicing factor SPF27 (gene BCAS2). NCBI's taxonomy places the organism in Eukaryota, Metazoa, Arthropoda, Insecta, Diptera, Tephritidae. Bases 86 to 766 code for a protein of 226 amino acids. Gene Ontology annotation, cellular component: Prp19 complex; catalytic step 2 spliceosome; precatalytic spliceosome. The record is from RefSeq and is a predicted model, not a curated record. Gene Ontology annotation, biological process: mRNA processing. The transcript is spliced from 2 exons.
AAGAAGAAAGUAGCCAUUGUUUUUAUCGUAUUUAUAUUUUGCUCCAUAAUAAUUGUAGAAUUUUUAAUUAAGUGCUUUAUAUAUUAUGGCGGGUGAGGUAACAGUUGAUGCAUUACCAUACAUUGAUCAAGGCUACGAUGACGCAGGAGUUCGAGAAUCGGCACUUGCUAUGGUGGAGGAAGAAUGCCGACGUUAUAGGCCUACAAAGAAUUAUCUUGAUCAUUUACCACCUUUAAAUGCAAAUGCCUUUGAAACCGAAUUAAUGGCGAGCGAAUUUGAGAGAAUACAAAAUCGCCAACCAAUGGAAACUCUAAGCAUGAAACGGUAUGAAUUGCCACCUCCACCCUCUGGUAAACUAUCUGAAGUAAGCGCUUGGCAAGAAUCUAUAGAGAAUUCAAUGGCACAACUAGAACAUCAAUGGGUGCGUGCAAUGAACCUCGAAUUAAUGUUGGAUUAUGGUAUAGAGUCUUGGAAAGCAUAUUUAGAAGUUAUAGCCGCGUUACAAGCCAAAACGCUGACACAGCUACAGGAAUCAAAAAAGCAAAUUCAAGAUAUUAAUUGGCAACGUAAGCAGGCACAAACACAAGCUGGAGAAAAGUUAAAAUCAUUGGAGGCCAAUUGGGUAUUGUUGGUAUCUAAAAAUUAUGAAAUUGAACAAAAGUGUGCAGAGUUAGAGGAUCAAUUACAAAAAGCGCUCAUGGAAAUUGAAAGUCUGAAAGCACGAAAGAGUACCACGCUUACAAAUGGGGACACUUACAUACCAUAAAAAAUAUAUACUUAACUAACUUUUAUAGUAAAAAUUAAAGAAAAAAUUGACAAAAAAUAUAAAUAUCAAUAUUUUUUAAACCGAAGUGUACAUAUCAUGUAAAUACACCCACUAUUUGUAUGUACUACA